Bombyx mandarina (wild silkworm) is the source of this 4559-nucleotide messenger RNA. RefSeq names its product nucleosome-remodeling ATPase imitation SWI (gene Iswi). Gene Ontology annotation, cellular component: chromatin; nucleus. Gene Ontology annotation, molecular function: nucleosome binding; DNA binding; ATP-dependent chromatin remodeler activity. Gene Ontology annotation, biological process: nucleosome organization. The record is from RefSeq and is a predicted model, not a curated record. Lineage: Eukaryota; Metazoa; Arthropoda; Insecta; Lepidoptera; Bombycidae.
CGCCCGGUUGUAGUGUAAUGUAAUUACAUUAAUCUUCAAUUGUGAACAAUAUUUAAACAAUUCAGUCAAUAGGUAUACAUUGUACUACAAAAUCCUUCAUGCAGUCAAUUUAUAACUUUAAGUUGUUCAACCAGUGUACAAUUGCUGGUUUCUGGUUUAUUUGAAUAUAUUUUCUAACUUCGCAAUCUUGGUCAUCUAGUUCAAUAUUGUUUUAACUGUAAAUAAAAAUGGCCCAGUCGGAUGAUGCCAUGGACGUUGCCGAUAUUGGCGACAAUUCCAAUGGCUCUUCAAGUGACACGACAUCUUCAAGAGGGAAAGAAGGUGAUUUCGAGAGUAAGAUUGAAACUGAUCGUUCCAAGAGAUUCGAUUUUCUACUAAAGCAAACGGAGAUAUUUUCUCAUUUUAUGACCAACACUCCAAAAUCUGGUGGGAGUCCUCCAAAAGCAAAGGCUGGCAGACCCAGAAAGAUAAAAAUAGACACUGAACCUGAAGGUCCUGGAGAUCACAGACAUAGAAAAACUGAGCAAGAAGAAGAUGAAGAACUUCUGGCAGAAACAAAUUCAAAACAAAAGACAAUAUUUAGAUUUGAAGCAUCUCCACAUUACAUAAAAAAUGGAGAAAUGCGGGAUUAUCAAGUUAGAGGGCUUAACUGGAUGAUAUCAUUGUAUGAAAAUGGUAUUAAUGGAAUUUUGGCUGAUGAGAUGGGUCUAGGAAAAACUUUGCAAACAAUUUCUCUACUUGGAUAUAUGAAACAUUUUAAAAACGUUCCUGGUCCUCACAUAGUAAUUGUGCCAAAAUCCACUUUGACAAAUUGGAUGAACGAAUUCAAAAAGUGGUGCCCUUCACUAAAAGCUGUGUGUCUUAUUGGUGAUCAAGAAACAAGGAAUACAUUUAUCCGAGAAACCUUGAUGCCUGGAAACUGGGAUGUUUGCAUUACAUCAUAUGAAAUGAUUAUAAGAGAGAAAUCUGUAUUUAAAAAGUUUAACUGGCGUUAUAUGGUGAUUGAUGAGGCUCACCGUAUCAAGAAUGAAAAGUCUAAAUUAUCGGAGCUACUUAGGGAAUUUAAGAGUAUGAACAGGUUGCUGUUAACUGGUACUCCCUUGCAAAAUAAUCUUCAUGAGUUGUGGGCAUUAUUGAAUUUCCUUCUGCCUGAUGUUUUUAAUAGUUCUGAUGACUUUGACUCAUGGUUUAAUACAAACGCAGCCUUGGGUGAUAACCAAUUGGUUUCACGUUUACAUGCUGUACUAAGACCAUUUUUGCUUCGGAGACUCAAAUCUGAGGUUGAGAAAAAAUUAAAGCCUAAAAAGGAAUUAAAAGUUUAUGUGGGUUUGAGUAAAAUGCAAAGAGAGUGGUAUACUAAGGUUCUUAUGAAGGAUAUUGAUGUAGUAAAUGGUGCUGGAAAGGUUGAAAAAAUGCGACUCCAGAACAUUCUUAUGCAGCUACGCAAAUGUUGUAACCAUCCUUAUUUAUUUGAUGGCGCUGAGCCGGGUCCACCAUACACAACUGAUGAACAUUUAGUAUAUAACUGUGGUAAACUUACUAUACUGGAUAAGCUUUUACCUAAGCUUCAGGAGCAAGAGUCGAGAGUACUUAUUUUCUCACAAAUGACUAGGAUGCUGGACAUCUUAGAAGAUUAUUGCCUUUGGAGGCAAUAUAAGUAUUGCCGUCUAGAUGGUCAAACACCACAUGAAGAUAGAAACCGACAAAUAGAAGAGUAUAAUAUGGAGGGGAGUGAGAAAUUUGUUUUUAUGUUAUCUACACGAGCUGGUGGUCUUGGUAUUAACUUAACAUCAGCUGAUGUUGUUAUUAUUUAUGACUCUGAUUGGAAUCCUCAAAUGGAUCUGCAGGCCAUGGAUAGAGCUCACCGUAUUGGCCAGAAAAAGCAGGUCAGAGUGUUCCGUUUGAUAACAGACAACACGGUUGAAGAAAAGAUUGUAGAACGUGCGGAAGUGAAAUUGCGCCUGGACAAACUUGUAAUUCAGUCCGGUAGACUGGUCGACACUAAGAACCAGCUGAACAAAGAUGAGAUGCUCAACAUGAUCAGACAUGGUGCCAACCACGUCUUUGCGUCUAAGGAUUCGGAGGUUACUGAUGAGGACAUCGAUACGAUUUUAGCUAAAGGAGAGAGCAAGACUGAGGAGUUGAAGCAGAAAUUGGAGAGCCUGGGCGAGUCGUCCUUGCGAGCAUUUUCAAUGGACACUCCUGGCGCGACCACCGACUCAGUUUAUCAAUUUGAAGGCGAGGAUUACAGAGAGAAGCAAAAAGUUAUCCCAAUGGGUAGUUGGAUAGAGCCGCCUAAGCGCGAACGUAAAGCUAAUUAUGCCGUGGACGCCUACUUCAGAGAGGCUCUACGUGUAUCUGAACCGAAGGCGCCAAAGGUACAGGCUCCGCGUCCACCGAAACAGCCCAUCGUACAGGAUUUCCAGUUUUUCCCACCACGACUUUUUGAGUUGCUUGAUCAAGAAAUAUAUCAUUAUCGCAAAACCUUAGGAUAUAAAGUUCCACGUAAUCCAGAAUUGGGUCCAGAUGCCGCGAAAAUUCAGAGAGAGGAACAGAGAAAAAUAGAUGAGGCAGAAGCGCUUUCUGAAGAAGAAGUACAAGAAAAAGAACAAUUACUAACUCAAGGUUUCACUAAUUGGACAAAACGUGAUUUUAACCAGUUCAUAAAAGCAAAUGAAAAAUACGGACGAGACGAUAUCGAGAAUAUUGCAAAAGAUGUUGAAGGAAAAACACCAGAAGAGGUUAUGGAGUACUCAGCUGUAUUUUGGGAACGUUGCCACGAACUUCAAGAUAUAGAUCGAAUUAUGGGUCAGAUCGAAAGGGGCGAGGCUAAAAUUCAACGACGAGCCUCUAUUAAGAAAGCGUUGGACGCUAAAAUGGCGCGGUACCGAGCACCAUUCCACCAACUUAGAAUCUCUUAUGGAACAAACAAGGGCAAAAAUUAUGUUGAAGAGGAAGACAGGUUCUUGGUGUGCAUGCUGCACAAGUUAGGAUUCGAUAAAGAAAACGUAUACGAGGAACUUCGGGCUGCGGUACAUUCCGCGCCACAGUUUCGUUUCGAUUGGUUUCUAAAGUCAAGAACAGCCGUCGAAUUACAACGUCGAUGCAAUACCCUCAUUACUUUAAUUGAACGAGAGAAUCAAGAGCUUGAAGAGAAAGAACGAGCCGAAAAGAAAAAGAAAAGCGGUAACGUCAAUCCAAGUACGCCAGGCGGCAACGCGGCUGGCAAAGGCGCUAACGCAGGCAAACGCAAAGCUGACAACACUACUGAUAGUGCACAGAAACAGAAGAAAAAGAAAACUAAGUAAUUCUUAUCACACUGCGACAAGACUUGUCGUAAUUUAUCCUACAGCUAGACAAGUAUCUAUUUGAAUGUGAUCAAAAUCGAUACUAACGCAUCGUCAACCAGGGAAAUAAAAUAUUUGAUAAUUACCCUUAAAAUGUUUGACAGAAAGCUUAAACUAUAUACACACAAAUAUUAUAUCAUAAAACAGUUCCUUACAAAUGUGAUUUCUCUAUUUGUAAGAUUGUCUUCUUAAUAGUCUUUUCAAAAAUGUCACUCACAUUCAAAUCGAGCCUUGUCAGUUUUUAAUACUGAUUAUUUUAUUUUCAACGUAGACGUUCGUCUCAAACCUGCCGAAAAGGUGAAGUCCAAUAGUAUUAACAAACGUAUUGAAAGCUUGAAUGUGAUUUUGAUUUUAUAGAUUAUUGUGUCUGUUUGAAAAUUGUAUGUCUAUUUAUUUGUAGAUUCAGACAAUUACUUCAUUUACUUACUUAAAUGCGGCUUAUACGUGCUAUGCGCAAAUAAUGGUUUUGUUAACUGGUGGUGAAACUGUAUUGUGAAUUCUUUACUUUGAUCAAAGAACAAACUGAAAAAAGCGAUCGCGUAAAAGUAAAAAGUGGUAACCAUUCAUAUAAUUCAGUUAUAAAGAAUAUAAAUAACAAAAAUAUAAUAAAUAUAAAUAAAUAAAUUCAGUUAUUCAGUCUUUCGUGGUUCCUCCCAGCAGACUUGCUGUAUGAUGUUAGAAAACGUGAAGUAUUUUUUUCAUUUAGAGGAUUCAUUUUAUCAUUUCUUAAAAGGAAGCAGAAGCGUCCUCUGCCUUGAAAUAUUUCGGUAUCCAUUUUUAAUUCGCUGUGCAUUCAACUUGAGUUAUUGAUUAAUUUCCUGAAUAAAUUUAAUAUGAAUAAAAAUAAACAAUAAACGCAUAUCUAAAGGCUAUGUUACAUAGUUUGUGGUAGUAUCUAUCUAUCGUUUUGUUUUUAAUCUCAAGGCCAUGAAAUUUCGACUGAGCGAUGUUUCUGUUCUUCUCAAGGAAUGUUCCUUAGAACAGAUACAAAUAUUAAAUAACAAUAACAUAAUUAACAAACAUUAACAAUACAAAUAUUAUUGGUGACAUCUAGCAUGUAUGUAUAUUCCGCAAAACUUCCUGUGAUUUGCCCAUAACUUUGCAGUACAAUAAGUAACAUUUAAGUUAGAUGAUAUUAUUGUGUCAAAAACUACUUUUAAUAGCUUGAUGUGAAUUUGUAAACACGGUUUGUAGAAAUUUGCAUUAAAGUGA